AUGACCGAAUCUUACAAGAAGCGCAAGGUUCCGAGCAAGGAGGACGGUGCUCGCUCUUUUGCCAAAUCAAAAGUCCUUUCCCCUUUCAGGGUUGUGGGAAAUGUUUCUAAUGGUGUACCAUUCGCUGUUGGAACAUUAGGUUCAACCUUUUACAUUGUGACUAGUGUGGGCAAAACAUUUCAAAUAUAUGACGCCAACAACCUUAACCUACUCUUUGUUAGCGAAACAGAAACGGAGUCGGUUAUAACCUGUCUUGCAGCACACUUCCAAUAUGUGUUCGUUGGAUUCGGAAACAAGGUUGGCAUUUACCGCAGAGGCAAGCUUGAAAGGCUUCUCCAACUCCCAGACACCGGUGUAACUGUUACUGACAUCUGUGUAUUUGGCGAGUUUUUGUGCGUCUCAGCAAACAACAACUGCGUUUACAUUUUCAAGAAGGCUCCAGAGGACAAGUUUGCUACGAUUUUCUACACCAAGUUCAGUGUUUCCCAGCUUCAAGGCUCGGAAAUUGUUUCCAUAAUUCACCUGCCCACUUAUUUGAACAAAAUUGUGGUUGUGACGAAAUCGAAUGUCUUAGUGUACAACGUCAAGUCUGGAAAGUUAUUAUUUGUUUCUGACGAGUUUCCACACCAAAUAACUGCUGCCGAGUCUGCACCAGUACUGGACGUUGUAGCUUUGGGCUGUGCUUCGGGGGAAGUCAUUCUAUUCAAUGUUAAAAAAGCUCGCAAGAUUCGCACGAUUAAAACUCCUGUUCGCGUAUCCUCUUUGUCUUUCAGGACCGAUGGGUCCGCUCACUUGGCCGUUGGUGCAUCUAAUGGUGACUUGAUUUUUUACGAUUUAGACCGCCGUUGCCGUAUUCACGUUCUUAAGAAUGUGCAUAAAGAGAAUGCUGGUGGAAUAUCUAGAGCCUGUUUCCUAAAUGGUCAACCAAUUGUUGUCACUUCAGGUAAUGAUAAUCAACUGAAAGAAUAUGUUUUUGAUCCUUCACUCUCUCAAGGUGAUUCAGAGGUUGUUGUGCAACCUCCACGUUUCCUGAGAUCAAGAGGUGGGCACUCAAAACCCCCCAGUUCUAUCCUCUUCGCAGACAACCAAUCCCAUUUUAUUCUUUCCGCUUCAAGUGAUAGAUCAUUUUGGGGGUUUUCGUUGCGCAAAGACGCACAGUCUCAAGAGCUCUCGCAGAGGCAGCACAAAAAGAAGGAUGGUGGCAGACUUGCGGGGAGCACUAUGAAAGAGAAGUUCUCUGAAGUACUGGCUAUGGCCAUUGAAAACUCUAGGCAGGGCGAGUGGGAGAAUGUCCUUACUGCCCAUAAGGACGAAAAGUUUGCAAGAACUUGGGACCUUGCUACCAAAAGGGUUGGUAGAUGGACACUAAACACAAUCGACGAUGGCUUGGCGAAAAGCGUUGCUAUCUCACCCUGUGGAAACUUCGGUUUUGUCGGAUCUUCCAACGGCGGUAUUGGUGUGUAUAAUCUCCAAAGUGGCUUGCCUAGAAAGAAAUACAGACUGCACAAAAAGUCAGUAACGGGCAUCGCUGUUGAUGGGAUGAACAGAAAAAUGGUGUCUUGCGGGUUGGAUGGGAUAGUGGGAUUUUAUGAUUUCAGUAAAUCUUCGUUUUUGGGGAAACUCCAGCUGAGUGCACCCAUAACGUCUAUGGUUUAUCAUAGGUCCUCCGAUCUUUUUGCUCUUGCAUUGGACGACUUUUCUAUUGUUGUUGUUGACGCAGUAACUCAGAAAGUUGUAAGGCAGCUCUGGGGCCACUCUAACAGAGUUAGUUCGUUUGACUUUUCCCCAGAUGGCCGCUGGAUUGUCUCCACAUCUUUGGAUUCCACUAUCAGGACAUGGGACUUGCCCACUGGAAGCUGUAUUGAUGGUGUCAGACUUGACAACGUUGCCACAAAUAUAAGAUUCUCACCAAAUGCCGACUUCUUAGCGACAACCCACGUCAGUGGAAAUGGAAUUCUCAUAUGGACUAACCGCGCACAAUUUAGAGCAUUCCCUGCAAGACAAAUCGAUGAAGAAGAGUUUGCUGGAAUUUCCACAUCUGUGUCUUUUGGACAAAAUGGUGCUUCGAUGCUCGAUGGUGCAUUCGACGCAAAAGAGUCGAAUGAUAUGGGUGAAGUUGAUUUUGGUCAUUACGCAUCUGUCGAUCAAGUGAGCAGCGACUUAAUCACACUUUCUCUCGGACCAAGAAAUAAACUACAAACGCUCCUGAACUUGGAUGUCAUCAGACAACGCUCAAAGCCAAUCGAACCUCCCAAAAAGCCUGAGAAAGCGCCCUUUUUUCUACAGCUUACUGGUGAAAAGGUGGGUGACGAUACCUCUGUAAGAGAAAAUGUGGCCACACAAGAUGCCUCCGAACUAGAAAAACAGAGAGGCGUUCAGAACAAACAGGCCGAGGCGGAGGACAAAUUGAUGAAGCACAAGCCGAUUGUGGCUAGUUUCGAGUCCCAAUUUACUAAGUUAUUGAGAGAAGGAAGUCUCGACAAAAGUUACUCACAGUUUUUGGAUCAACUGAUAAAUCUUUCUCCUGCAUCGGUUGAUCUUGAAAUCAGAUCCCUCAAUUCGUUCGAGCCUUUCCACGAGAUUAUAUGGUUUUUGGAGGCCUUGACAGAAGGACUGCUCUCAAAUAAGAAUUUUGAGCUUUACGAAGCUUUCAUGAGCUUGCUGAUGAAAGCACAUGGUGAUGUUAUUCACACGAACAACCAGAAUGAGGGUUUGUCCGCAGCACUGCGGAACUGGCAAGAAGUUCACGCACUUAAGGACAGGCUAGACGAUAUCAUAAAAUACUGCUCAAGCGUGGCAAAUUUUGUCUCGACUGCUUAA
Molecule: messenger RNA, 2820 nt
Organism: Lachancea thermotolerans CBS 6340
Lineage: Eukaryota; Fungi; Ascomycota; Saccharomycetes; Saccharomycetales; Saccharomycetaceae
Gene: UTP21
Product: rRNA-processing protein UTP21
Exons: 1
Coding region: 1-2820 (939 amino acids)
Biological process (GO): rRNA processing
Cellular component (GO): Pwp2p-containing subcomplex of 90S preribosome; small-subunit processome
Molecular function (GO): protein binding
Source: RefSeq, a predicted model, not a curated record